AUGUUUAAAAAUAAAAUUGCGUUAUUUAGUAAACGAAAACGCAUGCAACUCCUAGUGACGCUUUCAUGUCAUAUUUUGAACUUCUCGCAUGGAAUUGGCUUUGGCUGGGUAUCGCCGACUGUGCAAAUCUUACAAACCCCUGAGACGCCUUUCGAAGUACCUAUAACCGUCGAACAGGUUUCCUGGAUCGGUUCGACAUUCGCUUUUGGAUUUUUGUGUGGAAAUAUUAUUUUUGGCCUAACCGUAAAUCGCUUAGCCCGCAAAUACAAUAUGUACCUAACGGCUUUUCCACAUAUGCUCUUUUGGAUAUUGAACUAUUUUGCACAGAGUGUUGAGUAUCUAUAUGCGGGUCGUUUCUUUGCAGGACUCACCAGUGGUGGAUUGUUUGUGAUAACGCCAAUAUUUCUCAGUGAAAUAUUAGAUGUAGAUAUUCGCGGUGCUCUCAUGUCCAUGGGCAUGAUGUUUGUCAGUUGUGGUGUUUUGGUUGGUUUCAUAUUGCCCACCAAAGUCAACUAUUACGUAACACCCUGCAUUGCCGUAGUGUUUCCAAUAUUUUAUCUACUAGCAUUGUAUUUCUUUCCGGACACGCCACACAGCUUAUUGAAACGCAACCGUUUGGCUGAAGCAGAGGAGGCUUUUAAUUUUUACAAAGGCAUCGACUGCCACAGCGUUCAAAAAUCCAAUGCCUACAUGGAUCGAACUAAGGAAGCUUCAGGCAUGCAAAGUGAAUUUGAGGAAUGGAAAGCGAUAUUUUUGAAUGGGAGCUCGAGUCAGCGCGUAAGGCUGCAGGAUUUCU
Molecule: messenger RNA, 796 nt
Organism: Rhagoletis zephyria (snowberry fruit fly)
Lineage: Eukaryota; Metazoa; Arthropoda; Insecta; Diptera; Tephritidae
Product: facilitated trehalose transporter Tret1-like
Biological process (GO): transmembrane transport
Cellular component (GO): membrane
Molecular function (GO): transmembrane transporter activity
Source: RefSeq, a predicted model, not a curated record